GUGAAAUUAAAUUUUUUUUAGUUUAUCUUAGAAUAAAAGUGAAUUUAACGAUGGGUAAGCCGAAAACAAAGAAAAAACGAAGCUUUAGGACAGGUUGUCAGGUACUGCUUGAAGAACCUUUGUAUUGUGUUGUAAAUGGUAAACAAGGGUACGCAACCCUUUCCCUCACCUACCAGGAUCUAGUACUGGAAGGGGAAGAAAAUGGAUGCUGCUCAAGAAAUAUACAUUUUACAUUCAAACAUGAAGACAUCAUUAUUAUAAGACCGGCUGCAUAUGAAGACAGAAGGAAAGGAAGGAUACCAGUGUUUAUGUUUGUUGUUUACCCCGAGAUAUCUGGUACACGGCAGAGAAUACCGGUUUUUAUGUACAAACCGUGCGGAGCGAAAAGAGAGGAGGCUUUACAUACUGCUAGUACAUGGGUGGACGCAAUCUCUAGGGUAGCCAUAGGUUCGGACCCAGAAUAUAUAAUGGUGAAUUCUAAACCACUUCUAGUUUUACUAAAUCCUCGAGCUGGGAAGGGUAAAUCUCAAGAUGUUUGGCAUACAGUUUCAGGAGUUAUACAAGAAUCAGGAACACCAUGGGAACUGCUGCCAACCCAGGGACCUGGACACGCCAGGGAUGUAAUGGCUAAACUGGACCUGGAUGAAUGGAGUGGAGUCCUUAUCGUAUCAGGGGAUGGACUAGUCCAUGAAGUUUAUAAUGGUCUUUUUAUUAGAUCGGACUGGAGAAGUAGUCUUGAGUUUCCCGUAGGAAUAAUUCCUGCCGGAUCAGGGAAUGCUCUCAGUAGAUCAUUAAUUCAUUUCCAGGAAGAAAAUCUUGAGGAAGAUGGCGGCGUACUUUCUCAAUCUGUCUCCUUUGCACGUGGUAAUUUGGCGCCAUUAGAUCUUAUGCUAGUCAGGACAUCAACAGACACAAGAAUUGCUUUCCUAUCUCUGGGUUGGGGACUAAUAGCAGAUGUUGAUAUUGAUUCUGAACAUCUAAGAUCUUUGGGAUCCAUUAGAUUUUAUUUGUAUUACAUGGUCAAAGUGGCGAAAAGAAGAGUGUACCGGGCAACCAUUAGUUAUGUACCAGUUUAUGUACAAGAUAGGAAAACCAUUCAGGUUCCAAUCCACGAGGAAACGGACUCCGAUUGGACGGAUAGUUCUCAAGAAUUUAGUUUCCCUCCAAAACAUCAAGUGUACCCUGGGCGACCUAGCUAUCCUCCAUCUAUUUAUCAAUCCCCUUACGCAAUAUAUUCAACCCUGCCCCCUCACCUUGCUCAUACAUAUGCCAUGUCCUGGGAGGAGUUAGAUCAGAGGCUUUGCAAUGUUAGUUUCAUGGAUUUAGAUGAAAAAAUAGAACGAGGAAAAUCUCAAAGCAAAGCUAAAUCUUUAAGUUCUUGUCCUCCCACCCCGGGGUAUACUUGCCCACCUACCCCGGGUACUUGUCCAACUACUCCAGGACCUACCUCACCAACACCUACAGGAGAUCCCCCAGCAGCCCCUAGUCCUGUGUUCCCAAGGAAACCUUCUAAGAAUAUGGAUCCACAGAUAUAUCCAUUUACAGCUACUCCUUUGUAUCAGGACUGGGUUAGUGAGACCUCCGACUAUCUCUGUAUCUAUGUACUCAAUCUACCCUAUGUUGACAGACAAACCUUCCUAGCCCCUAGCUCUAGUCAAGAUGAUGGUGUGCUGUGGUUACUUCUAGUCCGAGAAUCAUGCUCAAGAACAGAUCUAGUCAGGUUAAUGAAAGAAGUUGAGCAUGGAACACACAUGAAUAUGCCUGGUGUAGAUUUAUUUCCGGUUUCAUCAGUCAAAAUACAGCCUGUUAGUGAGUUUCCCGAAUCUUUUAUGUCUUUGGAUGGGGAAAAAAUCCCCUCAGGCCCAGUUCAAGUUGAAGUAAUGCCCGGAGCAGGAAGAGUUUUUGUUAAAUAAUUUCAAACUUUCCCUUUAAACUAACUAGCAUUGUACGCUGGUAAACAAGUUAAAGGACUUUUUAACGACAUAAAUUUAUUCAAUUUUUAUUCAAAGAACAUAUUUAUUGUAUACGUUAUUUAUUUUGUAUUUUAAUAAAACUACAA
Molecule: messenger RNA, 2059 nt
Organism: Eurytemora carolleeae
Lineage: Eukaryota; Metazoa; Arthropoda; Copepoda; Calanoida; Temoridae
Product: sphingosine kinase 1
Exons: 25
Coding region: 51-1913 (620 amino acids)
Biological process (GO): sphingosine biosynthetic process
Cellular component (GO): membrane; cytoplasm; intracellular membrane-bounded organelle
Source: RefSeq, a predicted model, not a curated record